Pseudomassariella vexata is the source of this 2894-nucleotide messenger RNA. RefSeq lists its product as uncharacterized. The record is from RefSeq and is a predicted model, not a curated record. Lineage: Eukaryota; Fungi; Ascomycota; Sordariomycetes; Amphisphaeriales; Pseudomassariaceae. Bases 1 to 2469 code for a protein of 822 amino acids. The transcript has 3 exons.
AUGGAAAUUGUAAUACCGCCUCGGGAUCAUGGCAAGGCUACGUUCAGAUACACUUGGGACAAAGAUGGAACGGUACGCAACCUCGAAGCGCUGGAGAGGAUACAAGAGGGAGACGAGCCAGAGUCAGCACCAGAAGACAUUAGGCCCACCACAGCCAAAACGGGGACUACCCGGAGGGUAAGAAAUUCCAUGGCAGCCUGGCCAUUCCAUCGAGCGACAACAUCAAACGUCACUUCUAUACCUAUCACAUCAAACUUCCGCCGGCCGACGUGGCAGCCGAAAUCCUUUUUCAAGACGAGUGAUGAUUCCGCCAGCACCUACAGUAGGAGCAUCGUCCCGGACUAUGUUGUCAACUACAUUAGAGGCGAGACGCCAGAGACACUGGCAAGGAGGAAAGAGCAGAGGAACUGGGGAGAGCGUAAUGUUAUGAUCACGCCAAAGCGGGAAACCUUCUACUCGCGAGCGGCCGAAUUUGAAGACCCCUUCGCGUCCACGACGGAUCUUAGUCCCAACGGCCCUAGUGAAAAUAGGUACGACAACGAAUGGCGGCAACGAGGGUUGCGGAGAUUUCUCGAGGGGUGGCGGGCCGGUGUCGUAUUCAACAUACUGCUGUCAACCCUAAUAUUUUUGGUGGCAUUAGUAUGUUUUGCCGUUGCGGUUUCGAAGGCAAAGUCUAUUUCCGAGAUCGCCAUUUUCACCGGAUCAUGUUCGAUGACGUCUAACAUCAACAUUGGAACCCACAUCGUCAUCAACGUAUGCGCCAUUGUCCUCCUGGCCGGCGCCAACUAUAUUUUCCAGGUCCUGUCGAGCCCGACGAGGCUCGAGGUUGUGGCGGCGCACAAGAACAAGCGGUGGCUAGAUGUAGGCAUCCCGUCCAUACGGAAUUUGUUGCAGGUAUCGGGAUUCCGGAGCUCUCUAGCCAUCGUCGUGAUCUUGGUUGCGGUCGCAACUCACGUAAUUUAUAAUGCAGUAAUAUCCACAUCUCGAACCGGUCUUGACUACGACGUUGUCUUCGUAACCGAGACCUUUCUCAGCGGCGCGCCCUUUAGCAAUGCCACAAACAACGAAGGCGGGCUCUCCAGGCUGGAACUCUUAGCCCUCCAAGACGCUGCCAGCCAGAAAGACUUGGUCAACUUGACCACGACGACGUGCUUGCAGGAAUUCGGGGGUGCGUUCGAGACCUCGUUCGAUGCCGUGAUGCUCGUGAUCGACAUCGAUGUGACAAACAGCUCCUUGGUUCAGAUCGACAAGCCGGGGACUUCGCUACAUGUGUAUAGCACCAACAGCAACGACGAUGACGACAUUAUGGCGCUUGAUGGCUCAGCGGUGCUGUACUGCCUGGCUCGCGAAGGCUCAGCACCCCAAACCUGUGCUGUCAAUGCCAAUAUCCUAAUGCUCGGCAUCGUGGCCUUACUAAACCUGGUCACACUGUUCAUUAUGGCUGUAGUGCUGACCCGCUCAUCCUUGGAGCCCCUGGUGACGCUCGGCGAUGCCCUCCGCUCCUUCUUGCGCAACGCCGACGUCACUACCGACAACAAUUGCCUCUUGACGAAGACGGAUGUUUCUCGGGGUCGCUGGAAUUUGCGCGAGGCCAAAUACUUCAUUCCCAAGCCGCACUGGUGGAUCUCCACGCCCUCGGCAUCGCGCUGGUUCCUAUUCAUGUUCAGCUGGCUCCUCAUCACCGCGCCCGCUACCGUGGCACUGGCCGUUCUCCUCAUGGCCGCCAACCCAUCCGCCGGACUGCCUCUCCUGACGGCCUUCGGCACAGCCACACCACACACCACCUUUCUCCUCCCCUCGCCCGUAUCUACGGACCAGAUGGCUCUCCUCUCCGCCGCCCCGCAGCUCCUCCUUGCCAUACUGUACCUAACCACAAAUUCGCUACUGACGACGUACUGGCUCUCUCACGAACUCUCUCUUUUCUCCGUCUCUCCUCGUCCUCUCCGCGUCUCGGCUGAUCGCGUCGGCGCCCAGACGACGUCGCUAUAUCUCACGUUGCCGCGGCCCGUGUCCUGGUUUCUGCUCAUGCUGUUCGCUACCAUGGGAUAUGUACUCAGUCAGGCUGUGUUCCCAGCCAUUAUCGACAUUACUCCCGCUUCCUCUUCGACCACGCCCUCAUCAACCUCGGACCGCACAACCGCCAUUUCCCUCUCCACCCAAGCGCUACUCGCGCUCGUAGCCCUCCUCCUCGUCCUCGCGAUGACCGUAAUCAGCCUCGGCUUCCGGCAGGCGCCCUCUGCCUCUGGCGACUCAGUCGAAAAAGGGAACCCCCUCGCUCUCCGAGGCGGGAGUUGCAGUGCCGUCCUGAGCGCCAAGUGCCACACCGACCUGAGCGAAGUCGACCACGACAUUUGGCGGAAACAGAUCAGCUGGGGCGUCGUUGGCGAAGGGCUUAACAUAGAGGUCGGGCAUUGUGCGUUUAGUGCUGUCGGGGUUGGGGCCGUGGAUGGGGGAAGAUUGUAUGCUUGAUUUGUCUGAGGGGUUGACGCAUAGACAUAUGCAGACGUAUAACACACAUACACAUAUAUGAAAGCAAUAAAGAAAAGAAAGUGCACUGGAAAGGGAAAUAUAAUGGCGUUGGGAAUGAUUGCAGAUCCAACGGCUGGUUCGGCGGCACUGAGCCACGAUUAAAUGGUUGGUCUCCCGUUGUUUGAUUUGGGUCGGUUCGGGUCUGGUUACUUAUAUAUACCCUUUUAUUUAUUGUACGGGUUGUGCAGAGACGAGAAUGGGGUCCUCAAGGGUCCAAAACCUGGGACGGGGACAGGAGACGAACGAGGUUCACGUCGACAACGGCAGGCAUUGAGAUGUGUGUUUCCUGGAGAACACACCAAGGGCUGGAAACCAGAGGAAUUUUCGCAAGUACCAAAUAUCUAAGUUCACGAAUAUCAACCGAU